Molecule: messenger RNA, 1248 nt
Organism: Anguilla anguilla (European eel)
Lineage: Eukaryota; Metazoa; Chordata; Actinopteri; Anguilliformes; Anguillidae
Exons: 6
Coding region: 313-1143 (276 amino acids)
Cellular component (GO): mitochondrion
Molecular function (GO): glycine N-acyltransferase activity
Source: RefSeq, a predicted model, not a curated record
CAGAAUAGGCUUCACAGUCAGAACUUCACAGAGUUCGAAAAUCCAGGUUCAGAAAAAAGUCAUCCUCGGUAUUUUGUUCCAGUCACCUGGAUUCGACCAUGUGCAUGAUUUUUCAGCUAGGAGGUAGAACUAAUUAGGCUAGUGAAAUCAACUGGCUUAGCUCAUGGGCUGAAGAAACGCAUGACGGGGCUUCUACUUUCUCACCCCUGGACUUUCGACUUUCCACCUCUGUUCACAGCUGACAAAAAAAGUUGGAGUUGUCAGUAAAAUGAAUGGGGAAUAUCAGACUUUUCAAGAUCCGACUCGAGUGCAAUGAGGGUUCUCACUGGAGACCAGCUUCAUACGGUUGAGACCUUGCUGAAGGUUUUUUUACCACAAUCGCAGCAGGUGUAUGGUUGCGUCUUCCUAAUCAACAGAAGACAGUCUGACCCAGUCGAUGUUUUAGUGGACAAUUGGCCAGACUUCACUACAAUUCUCUGCCUACCACAGAAUAAAGAGGAAGGGGACCUCUUCAAAACCAUCUGCAUGUUUACUAAAGAUGAGCCAACCUUGCGGAAAAUCCUGGGACAGACUGACGUUUUACCCUGGCAGGAGUUUUUUUGCCUAGGUCUUGACCUGUGUCAUGAGGACACGGUGAUGUGCAUUGCAGGGGACAGACGGGUAUCGGCUGAGAAAGACGCUGUGGCCCGUCAGAUGAGACUCGAAGACCUCAGUCGUCUCCCCGAGUGGGACAGCAAUCUGACAUUAAAGCUGUCCUGUCUGGACGAGUCCCACGUCGACUUGGUGAACAGAACCUGGAAGUUCAGCCAGGGGGCGCUCUCUGCCAGAAUGAUCCGGGACAUGAUCUGUCACUUCCCCUCAUGCUGUUUGCUGGACGAGGAGGGGAAAGCGGUAGCGUGGAUUUUGACUUAUGCUAACUGUGCCCUGGGGCUACUGUACACAGCCCCAGAGCACAGGGGAAGGGGCUAUGCCACAGUCCUGAUAAGUACCAUGGCAACAAGGCUGCAUGCCCAGGGUUACCCUGUGUACUGCUUCAUCGAGGAGGAGAACCAGCUGUCCUACAGGCUCUUUAAAAAACUGGGCUUUACUGAAGACCCCUCCUACAGGGCCGCCUGGUUUACGUUCAGUAAGGUACAAAAGUAAUUUUUGUCCCCAUAAAUACUCUUUGAAGACAAAGCUUUGUAUCAUCAUUUUGGUCGAAAAGCAAUUAAUGUUGGACAAUAAAACAAUUUAAAGGGUUUCACAUUC